Messenger RNA from Vanessa atalanta (red admiral), 1132 nucleotides. RefSeq lists its product as uncharacterized. The record is from RefSeq and is a predicted model, not a curated record. NCBI's taxonomy places the organism in Eukaryota, Metazoa, Arthropoda, Insecta, Lepidoptera, Nymphalidae. The coding region runs from base 75 to 1073 and encodes 332 amino acids. The transcript has 2 exons.
AAUUUAUGAUGACAAGAUAAAGUCUUGUUCGAUUGUAUAAAAGAAAAUUGUUACUUAUUAAAUAAUUGUUCGAAAUGGAGUGUCCAUGUAGGUGGGCAGUCCUUUAUACGAUCAUAUUUUUUAUAACACAGACUACAAAUGUAUUCUGCCAAUUCGUAAAAAUAGAGGAAAGACCAGCUUAUUAUGAAACGAAAGAUGUCACGAAAAGAGAUGUCUCAAAAUAUUUUAAUCCAUCUUCGAAAACGAUAGCCGAAACAUUUCUUACAAAUAUCCAAGACGAUAGACCAAAAACGCUAAAUGUAAUAUCACAGGUACCAUCGUGCUAUUCACAGGAACCUACACUUUUUGGUCAAUCAGCUUUAUCUGGUAAUAACCCUAACGUGGUAUUUGCACCUUCGUGUGCGACUUUACCGGAGCUCAUAUCUUGCAAUGGAAUAAUUCCUCUAGAAAAUUACGCAAACGCGAAUCAACAAUCUUCAGUCUACCAAAUUUCGCAACCCACAAACGAUUUGAAUUAUUGUCCUGUUACUUUAAAAAUUAAUCCCUCAUCUAUAAUGUUACCAACAACAAACACUCAAUCCGGAAUUGGCGAAUUUUUAAAUGAAAUAAGUCGAGGGGGCGUGUUUCAAGAGCCCUUUGUGAUAAAAAAUGGAUAUGAGGAUGGCAUCCCUGUAAAUUUACAAAUCAAUAUACCAUCACAAAAUACUCCAGCACCAAGAAUUACUGUUGUUUCUGCUACACCAACGCCUGUAACUUCAGCGAAUUCUGAAUCAGUUAUUCCUUUUCCUCAAUUCGGGUAUCCACCUCCACCAGCACCAAUUGUAAGGAAGAAAUCGCGAUGUUGGAAAAAUUUGCUACCAAUAUUAUUACUGGCAUUGUUAAGCGAUCAAGGUUGCGGUAAUGGAUGUUGCUGUCCUUGCAAUUGCUGUUGUAAUUCGGAUAGUCCUAUUCCGAUACCAUACCCGAUUCCAAUACCCGUAAAUAGUCCUAUCAUAAAUAACCAAAAGUCUUCAUGCUCCUCUCGUAAACGAGGGCAUAGAGAUAAUGAAGACGAUGACGAUGAAUGUAACUAAAAGAACAAAUUUGUAAAUAUAAUGAAUAAUAAUUUAUUUAAUAAAUUUUUUUUAGUAGU